Messenger RNA from Camelus dromedarius (Arabian camel), 2489 nucleotides. RefSeq names its product potassium voltage-gated channel modifier subfamily V member 1 (gene KCNV1). The transcript is spliced from 4 exons. Gene Ontology annotation, biological process: potassium ion transmembrane transport; protein homooligomerization. The record is from RefSeq and is a predicted model, not a curated record. Gene Ontology annotation, cellular component: membrane; voltage-gated potassium channel complex. The coding region runs from base 796 to 2415 and encodes 539 amino acids. NCBI's taxonomy places the organism in Eukaryota, Metazoa, Chordata, Mammalia, Artiodactyla, Camelidae. Gene Ontology annotation, molecular function: voltage-gated potassium channel activity; protein binding.
AUGAGGCAAGGCUAGACAGCCAGCGCGAGCGAAGAGCUCUGCUGGGAUCACAGCUUUCCUGCUGGACCCAUCAAGUCAGACUCACGUGUAGAUCGGAAGGAUCAAACCAAGGCUACGCAACCAGCUGCGCCCACUGAGCGCCGCCCAGAUGUGCCCGGAGCGGCAGGAAGUCAAAAACUAGGGGAGGAGAGAGAAGAAAAGGAUCGUGAGUGACAGACUAGAAUGAGAGUGAAUGGGAGCAAACGACGCGGCCCCCGCGCCAGGUCACCCUGCCCCACGUGCGCACACCCCCAGAGAACACUCCCGGGGAGGCCUGUGAAGCAGCCGCAGUAAAAGAGGGAGGAAUACAUAUCCUGAAGUUGGAAAAGACUCAGCCCUGGUUACCAUGUCCCUUGCUUUCUGAACUUCUCGUUUUGGUCUACUGCGGGUAGGAGUUUUUCUUGCCAUCCCCCUCACUUGAAUUCCUCCAAAACUCAUCCUGCCCUCCUCCUCCACUGUAGACCUCCCUCCUGCUUCCCUUUCCCACCCGCUCCCACCCCCAAGCAACGAGGCCUUCAAUCCGUACACCUCCCGGGUUGGAGAUCUCAGUUACAAAGUUGGGGAGGGGGUACUGAGUCCGGGAAGGACCACGGCGACCGGCAGGGUGCCCUGCGGCUGUCCUUGGCUUGGUCCACACCUGAGUGGUUCCCUGGGCGCGACCCCUCCUCUCCUCCCAGCGUCGGCGCUCAGACAUUUGUGCGCUGCUACCGCGCAUUCGCAGCUCCCUAGCGGCUAGAGGGGGAACCAGCACAGGGGAUGGAGAGAGUAAGGUUGCGCGAGUGGGAGGAACCCACCUCGGGAGCCCGGGAAAUCCCGGCCGUGCCACCGCCCCCAACUUUGUGGCGCCCUCAAGCAGCGGCUGCAAGGAUGGAGCUGCCUCCCCGCGGCCGGGCGCCUCUGGACUCGCCGGUGGACAGCGCCUCCCUGACCUCGCUGGAAUCCAGCGUCUUCUGUAGCGAGGGCGAAGGGGAGCCCCUGGCUCUCGGGGACAGUUUCACGGUCAACGUGGGUGGCAGCCGCUUCGUGCUCUCGCAGCAGGCGCUGUCCUGCUUCCCGCACACGCGCCUUGGCAAGCUAGCCGUGGUGGUGGCCUCGUGCCGGCGCCCCGGGUCCCUGGCCGCCGUGCCCAGCCCCCUGGAGCUCUGUGACGACGCCAAUCCCGUGGACAACGAGUACUUCUUCGACCGGAGCUCGCAAGCAUUCCGCUACGUCCUACACUACUAUCGCACCGGCCGCCUGCAUGUCAUGGAGCAGCUGUGCGCGCUCUCCUUCCUCCAGGAGAUCCAGUACUGGGGCAUCGACGAGCUCAGCAUUGACUCCUGCUGCAGGGACAGAUACUUUCGAAGAAAGGAGCUGAGUGAAACUUUAGACUUUAAGAAGGACACAGAAGACCAGGAAAGUCAACAUGAGAGCGAACAGGACUUUUCACAAGGACCUUGCCCCACUGUCCGCCAGAAGCUCUGGAACAUUCUGGAGAAGCCUGGGUCUUCCACCGCUGCCCGAAUCUUUGGUGUCAUCUCGAUCAUCUUCGUGGCAGUGUCCAUCGUCAACAUGGCCCUGAUGUCAGCCGAAUUAAGCUGGCUGGACCUGCAGCUGCUGGAAAUCCUGGAGUACGUGUGCAUUAGCUGGUUCACCGGGGAGUUUGUCCUGCGCUUCCUGUGCGUGCGGGACAGGUGCCGCUUCCUGAGAAAGGUGCCAAACAUCAUAGACCUCCUUGCCAUCUUGCCCUUCUACAUCACUCUUCUGGUAGAAAGCCUGAGUGGGAGCCAGACUACACAGGAGCUGGAAAACGUGGGGCGCAUCGUCCAGGUUUUGAGGCUGCUCAGGGCUCUGCGCAUGCUCAAACUGGGCAGGCAUUCCACAGGUUUACGCUCACUUGGAAUGACCAUCACCCAGUGUUAUGAAGAAGUUGGCCUGCUGCUCCUAUUUCUGUCUGUGGGAAUUUCUAUAUUUUCAACUGUGGAAUAUUUUGCUGAGCAGAGCAUUCCCGACACAACCUUCACAAGUGUCCCUUGUGCAUGGUGGUGGGCCACGACGUCCAUGACUACCGUGGGAUACGGGGACAUUAGACCAGACACCACCACGGGCAAAAUUGUGGCCUUCAUGUGCAUCUUAUCGGGCAUCCUGGUCCUGGCCUUGCCUAUUGCUAUUAUUAACGACCGCUUCUCUGCUUGCUACUUCACCUUAAAGCUCAAGGAAGCAGCUGUUAGACAGCGCGAGGCUCUAAAGAAGCUCACCAAGAAUAUAGCCACUGACUCAUAUAUCAGUGUUAACCUGAGAGAUGUGUAUGCCCGGAGUAUCAUGGAGAUGCUUCGAUUAAAGGGCAGAGAAAGAGCAAGUACUAGGAGCAGUGGAGGAGAUGAUUUCUGGUUUUGAAUUCACUUUUGGUUUACUUACAAACACUUGUGUAAAACUAACUCGGUUGAUAAAGCCUUGAUGUGGAGGUCUGU